AUGAGCAAACGUUUUUUUCAAAGUCUUUCCUACGAAAAUCGAUUCAAGAAAUACUCAAGCGAUUCGUGCAUUGAUAGCGCAAGUCAGUAUUCCUCUCAAUCUCAAUACCAACACUCGCAGAUAGAACAGUUUGAUUCUCAAAAGACGCAAUAUGGCUAUUCACAAUCCCCUCAAAAGAUUAUAAAGAAGCCACUGCCACCAGUGGGCCCAAAUCGUGUCUUUCCAAUUUCAGGCCAAAAUUAUGCAAACAUUAAUAGCAGGCCACCACCAAUGGCAAUGGGACUGCCACAAAUCUCCGAGUGCAUUGCCAAGGAAGUUAAGAAUGUUCUCAAAGAAUCACAUUUCUCAAAUACCAAAUCUGCUAUUGAAAGUAUGACUGUAGAAUUUACUGAGAUCAAGAAAGGCUCUGAAAAUAAUGCAAAGUGUCUUGAAAAGUUAUCAAAAUCUGUUGAGAGUGUAAAGAGUGAGGUGUGGCAGUUACUGAAUCAGCAUAAAACAGAAGUUGAUACCUCACUGAGUCAAUAUGCCAAAGAACUGACUGAUCUUCUCAGAGUUUUCAUUCAAAAAAACAAUGAUAAUUUUUCAAGCAACUUGGCUGAUGCAGUGGAAAAAAUAAUUAGAAGUUUUUCAUCUUCACAGCUGCAGAAAAAAUCUGUUUCAACCUUUGCAAGUAAGGAAGUUCAAGUUAGCCUGUCUACUGAAACUACAAACAGAUCUAAGAAUCACAAUAACAAUUAUGUAAAUUAUACUACUAAUGUUAAUAAUAAUAAUUAUGUUGAUGACAAUCACAACGAUGAACAUAUUAGUUGUUGUCGUUAUUAUCCUUCCUCUUAUAAUAAUCAUUUAAAAAGUAACAUCAGUAAUAGUGCAGUAACAAUCAGACCUCUUACUCCAUCAUACAUUUCCCCAGUGAUUCGUCCCCAUUCUAAAUUGAGUAGUGAUGGUAUGGCGCUAGAUCUGUCUAAACAAAAUUUACCUUCCUGCAGCAAUAUAACCACAAUGAAUUCUGAAGUUCACCCAAUUUAUAACUCUCCCCAAUCAAAUCAAAUCACAGUUGUAUUAUCCCAAUCUCAAAUAGUAGAAGAUGUGAGUUCUAAUGUCAAUUCGAGCGUUGCAAUUAAUAGCAGUGCUUUUGCUGCUUAUCCUAAUCUAACUAAUAGAUGUUCAUAUCAGAAGACUAGAGAAACAGUUACUUACUGGGACCAAAAUGCUUCUAGGGAUGAACCUAAUGGAAAAAGAUUCAAAGGUUCUUUCCAAGCAUCAUGCGUACAUGAAGCUCAAGCUGUUAACAGGACUCCUAUUUUUGGAGAAGAAUAUGUUGUUAAUAAUAAUAUUAAUGCUUUUAGUAACAAUUCAUACAACAGUAUGCCUCUUAAGAAUAUAAGUUCUAAAAUUAAUGUUCUGAAUAAUAGUGUAAAUCAUUGUGACGACGUUCCGCCAACUGUAGAAAGAAUGAGGUGGAAUGAUUCUAAUGAGCCUAAUUUAAACGAAAGUUGUGUGAAAUUUCGUGAAGAGGGAAAAAAGUCAAAAACUAAGAAAAAAUCACUUUUAAAGAAAAUUAAAACAGGUAGGUCUCACGAAUAUAAACCGAAAAGAAACGAAAUGGUUAGGAGAUCAAAAAGAAUUUGUCGUGCCAGAAAGUUUGAUGGCGGUAGUAAUAGUAGCAGUACCAGUGAAAGUGAUUCUGAUCAUCUGGAAUUGUUGGAUUCUGACAAGGAGAACUGGGAACCUAGCUCUGAUAGAAAUCGUGUUCAGAAUAAAGUAACAAGGUCUGUGACGGAUAAAACACAGAUGAAUAAAAAGUCAAGUAUUGAGUAUGUUGAUGAAGAACAGCUGGAAAGUUCUAAUAGAUCCAACUCAACCAAAUCAAGCCAGGCUAGUGUGUCGCAUUUGUUCACAGUGUUAGACCUGUUCUGA
Helobdella robusta is the source of this 1917-nucleotide messenger RNA. RefSeq lists its product as hypothetical. The record is from RefSeq and is a predicted model, not a curated record. The transcript is spliced from 8 exons. Bases 1 to 1917 code for a protein of 638 amino acids. Lineage: Eukaryota; Metazoa; Annelida; Clitellata; Rhynchobdellida; Glossiphoniidae.